CUAAAAGCAAUCGCAGCAAGUGAGCCAUUCCACGCCAGUCCAUCCCACGGUCUUCGUCAUUGAGAUUUCGAUGGCCCGAACAAUUUGUAAAUUCAUCGAGCUCCUUUGACCCAUUACGAGCAUCACCUACGAGUACAUAGUAGGUGAGUAUCAGCUUGGCCCGGCUGAUCUACCUUAUCUUUCAGAUCUCGUUAGACAUGACGAUGACGGAUGACAACAAGAGCUCCCCAUUGCCGAAGCUCUUUGAUGCGAUCAUGCGGGGCCAUUGAGUUGCUUUCCCCCUCCACCAAGAGAUUGAAAUACAACUAUUGACAACCUGGAAGUGCACAUCUCCUCGGUCCUGACGGUUGGUUGGCUAUAUAUAUUGCCGUGCUCCUCUACUAGACAUGUCUGCUCGUCUUCGUUCGUUGCAACGUCUUACUACUACUACAGCUCUUACUUUCAGGUCUCAGGCUGCGUUCCGACAAUCCAAAUUCACUGCAUUGCAAUUGAACAGACAAGCCUCCAACAUGUCUCUAGCAACUCUUGACGUACGGCAACAUCCCAACCUGCGCUCGUCCUCAGAGACCCUUUUCGAGGCAAAGGCAAAGAAGAAGGUGACUUUUGAAGAUCUCGCGAAAGAGCUGGGUCGAGACGAGGUUGCAGUUGCGGCUUUGUUUUACGGACAAGCCAAAGCCUCUCCAGAAGAUGUCAAGAAACUGUCAGAAUACUUUGGUCUUGACCAUGCCACGCUGGAAGCGCAGAUGACGGGAUUCCCAGACCGCGGAAAGAGUGUUGAGAUGCCUCCGAGGGAACCAUUGAUCUAUCGUCUCUAUGAGAUUGUGCAGAACUAUGGUUAUGCGUACAAGGCCGUUUUGAAUGAGAAAUUCGGGGAUGGCAUCAUGAGUGCGAUUUCCUUCUCGACUCAUGUUGAAAAGGAGGUGGACAAGGAUGGCAACACAUGGGUCAAUAUCAAGCUGCGAGGAAAGUGGUUGCCGUUCACACGAUUUUAGACAGCCAGAUAUCAAAGAUGAAUCAUGAUCACAGACCCGCGUUGACGACCUUGAUCACAAAGAUUCGCUGCUCACUCAGGUGCAUUAAGGAGCACAGCCGGCACUCUAAUUGGCCUACUAUGGCCCUCGAUCCUAUUUGCGUGCUCUUUCUGGAUGCUAUGUUCUGUGUGCAAAUCGGAUAACCUUUGUGUAGGAGGAACAAUAUCAAGCAAGAACAAUAUUAAGCCUUUCCC
This is a messenger RNA of Exophiala xenobiotica, 1225 nucleotides long. RefSeq names its product cyanate hydratase. Gene Ontology annotation, molecular function: cyanate hydratase activity; DNA binding. The transcript has 3 exons. The record is from RefSeq and is a predicted model, not a curated record. Bases 387 to 992 code for a protein of 201 amino acids. NCBI's taxonomy places the organism in Eukaryota, Fungi, Ascomycota, Eurotiomycetes, Chaetothyriales, Herpotrichiellaceae.